Molecule: messenger RNA, 2640 nt
Organism: Aplysia californica (California sea hare)
Lineage: Eukaryota; Metazoa; Mollusca; Gastropoda; Aplysiida; Aplysiidae
Product: kelch-like protein 18
Exons: 9
Coding region: 29-1951 (640 amino acids)
Molecular function (GO): protein binding
Source: RefSeq, a predicted model, not a curated record
AUUAUAUUCAUUUUAGAACGUGACCGUAAUGCAUGUGAGCUUUGUGCUUGAAUUUCACUCGUGUCAAAAGAUCUUACUUAUAAUACAUAUAAUUUUAUCCGGCAGACAUAAAUUAAUAUUAAGAACUUCUUUUGAUGACUCAAACACUUCCGGAAAGAAGAGUGUGCCAAGGUGUCCACAUAUAAACAAAACCCAGAAAAGUAAGGACCUAAUGUCGACUGUUGCAAAAAAGAUGAUUGAGUCUCGGGUUUUUCAAAUCCAGAGCCAGGCCACAAAUGCCUUUUCCGUGAUGCAAGAGCUGCGCCUGAACCAGCAACUCUGUGAUAUCGUGCUCUGCGUGGGCGGAGCAAAGUUCUCAGCUCACAGAGUUGUUCUGGCGGGGUGCAGCCCGUACCUCCGUGCCAUGUUCACUAACGGCAUGCUGGAGUCAGAGCAAGAGUUUGUGGAGCUUCACGGCAUCGAGGCGGCCACUAUGAGCCUGCUGCUAGACUUCAUGUACACGUGUUGUAUCGAAGUCACCGUGGACAACGUGCAAGCUGUGCUGCAGGGGGCCAGCAUGCUGGGGCUACACGCGCUACGCACCAUGUGUGCUCACUUCCUGCAGAACCAGCUCACAGCCUCCAACUGUCUAGGGAUCCACUACUUCGCCGACGUCUAUUCCUGCACUGAGCUGGAGGCCACGGCGCGGCAGUUCAUCUACCAGAACUUCCUGGAUGUCAUCAGGAUGGAGGAGUUCUUCGAGUUACCGGAGGAUCGCUUGAUCAGCUUGCUCAAAAGUGACAAACUACAGGUGAUGUCGGAGAACCAGGUGUUUGAGGCGGCGUGCUCGUGGCUCCAGUACGACCCGGGCAAGCGUCUGGACCGCGCGUGCGUCGUGCUACAGAACGUGCGUCUGGUGCUGCUGGAGCGGGCCUUCCUGGAGAACGUGGUGCUCAAGUCGGAGUACUUCCGCACCUGCCCCAAGUGCCAGCUGCUCAUCAGCAAGGCCAUGCGCAUCAAGCAGGAGGAGGCGGUGGCGGGCAGCGGGGGGCUGGAGGGUGUCGUCGGGGUCAUGCCCAGAGCCCAGCCCCCGUGCAUCUACGUGAUGGGCGGCCGCAACAGCACGGACAGCCAGCUCAAGAGCACGGAGAGAUACGAUUUCCUGUUGGACCAGUGGAUUCACAUGCCCCCCAUGAAUAUAGCGCGGACCGCUGUGGGUUCUGCCAGUUUGGACGGCGUGCUGUACGCGGUGGGUGGGGAGUGUGCUCUGGCCGACACACAAGAUGACACACUGUAUCUGCACUGUGUGGAGAUGUACGACCCUGUGAGGAAGAAAUGGGAGAGCAAACAGAACAUGAAACUGGCGAGGUCAUUCGUCGCAGUGGCUGCUGUAGGAGGGUACCUGUAUGCUAUAGGAGGAGAGGACAGAGGCGGCAGCUUCAACAUCGUGGAACGCUUCGACCCCAACAGCGAAACCUGGUCUUUUGUCAACUGUAUGAAACGACGUCGGGCCGGCGCCGGGGUCACUGUGUGUGACGGCAAGAUCUAUGUGGCAGGCGGCUAUGAUAAAGGCCCCCACAUGGACCGCGCCAGUAUGGAGGUUUACGACCCUGACUCCGGUGAAUGGACGUUUGCCCCAGAGAUGGAAAAAGCCUGCUCGGGCCUGUCUAUGGUCACUCUAGACCACUACAUCUACGCCUUCGGUGGCCGCUACAGACAUAUAGACCAGUACUUUGACCUAGUUGAAAGAUACAACACGAUAACGAGGCAGUGGGCCACCAUCACCCCGAUGACCACCCCCCGCGCCUGGUUCGGCAUCGCCGUCUUCGACAGUCGCAUCUAUGUCUGUGGGGGCUUCGACGGCAACUCGCGCCUCCGCCAUUGUGAAAUGUACGACCCGGAGACGGACUCGUGGACUGUGAUAAGUGGCAUGAAAAUCGGCCGGGCCGGUUGUGGGGCCACUGUUGUCUAGUCGGCACUUAAUGCGUGCAUGUGUGUGUCUGCACGUGCGCACGUUUGUGUAUGUAUGCAAUUUAUCCAAAGAACUGUGCCUAAAUAUUGGGAGAGUUCUCACAAGCUGAUGAUAUUCUGACGUGUACUGAGAAAAAAAACAUGAAAAGAGGCUGUGCUGCGAGGAACGGAGUGGUUUUUAUGUGUGCAGUUGUGUUUUGCUGUUAUUUCAGCAAUGAAGGGCUGUUGUUUCAGCGAUGAAGGGCUGUUAUUCCAGCGAUGAACGGUUGUUCUUUCAGCGAUGAAGGGCUGUUAUUCCAGCGAUGAACGGUUGUUCUUUCAGCGAUGUUUUGCUGUUAUUCCAUCAAGGAACAGCUGAUGUUUCAAGCAGAACUUCUCGUUCUUUUGUCUGUGAGGAAUUCUCGACUCUCAAGCAUCUCUCGUGAUUUUCCUGAAGCCUUCGUGUCGUGUCGCUGCGGAAGAUCAAACAGAAUCUGGGCUGGCGAGGGAAGUGGCCCAUGACUUCUGCCAGAGGUUUUAAUGGAAUGAAAUAUGUGAAUGUGAGGUGUGCUGACAAAAUCUCGCAAUCCAUGAACAAAGAUAUUGGCCAAAACUCGACACAGGGGUCAGGUUUAUAGAUUUUCAACCGGUUGCCAUUUUCUUUAAGUUAAAAAUUUCUUUGAUCAUGUUAUGCAAAUAGAUUGUACAGAC